AUGGCCACUAAGAAAAUUGUGGAAUCUUGGAAUCUGGCGAGGAACAGUAUUCGCAGUCUUUUUCGAGGUACUUUUGAUGGUCUCCAUCGUAUGAAAACGCUAAACCUUUCAGGAAAUCCACUCACGGUUGUCGAGGCGGGAGCAUUCGGGAAUCUUACCCUUCUUCAAGAAUUGGAUCUUCGUGGGACCACCAUCACCGUUACAACAGACACGGGACGUGAUAUGUUCCAUGGAUUGGAGAACCUACAGAAAAUACAUGCUGACCGCUACGUCUUCUGUUGUCUCGCUGGAUUGGUGGAUUCGGUCGGAUGCAAUGCACCACGUGAUCAAUUCUCAUCAUGCGAAGAACUCAUGGCCAGUGGAGUUCUACGGAUUUUCAUCUGGAUUUUAGGAGGCAGUGCUUUCAUCGGAAACGGGUUCGUCUUCGCAUACAGGGUAUUCAAACAAAAGAAAGACAGAAAAACCAUUGUUCAGUCCAGUUUCAUCACGAAUUUGGCCGUUUCUGAUUUUAUGAUGGGUCUGUACAUGAUCACGAUUGCAUCUGCUGAUAUCUACUACAGAGGAAACUAUGCCUUGCAUGCUGAUGAAUGACAGUCUAGCGCCCUCUGCAAGGUGGCGGGGAUGCUUUCGGUCAUAUCAAGUGAGGCUUCUGUCAUGUUUAUCAUGAUGAUCAGUGUUGACCGGUGUAUUCACAUCCUUCUCCCCUUCAAACAAGGACUCCAUCUCUCUCCCACGGCUGCUCGAUGUUCUCAGCUAAUCAUCUGGUGCAUCGGGACUCUGGUUAGCGUCCUACCUGUGGUAAUCCCAGCGUACAGCAAAGGUAACUUCUACGGACAGUCCGGGGUCUGUUUGGCCCUGCCUCUGACGGUUGAUCGUCCUGCAGGAUGGCAUUACUCAAUCUCCUUGUUCAUUGGAGCCAAUUUUGUAGCCUUCCUUGUGACUCUGCUCUGUUACAUGGCCAUGUACAUCCGCUAUCAACAUUCCAAACAGAUGCUUGCUCAGACAGGUAAAGGUUCCAGAGAUGACAAAAGACUGACUGAAGAUAUCAAGUUGGCAUGGAAGAUGUCACUGAUUGUCGGAACGGAUCUAAUUUGCUGGUUCCCGAUCAUCGUCAUGGGUCUCUUGUCAGCGGCAGGGAAACUUACUAUAUCGGCUCAGGUGUAUGCCUGGACUGCUGUUUUCGUCCUCCCUGUCAACUCGUCUCUCAACCCUUACCUCUAUACACUCUCUAGUUUGCAUGGGAAGAAACAGAAGGUCAAGAAAUCUGCCGAGUCAGCUACAGAAGAAAAUAAAA
Messenger RNA from Strongylocentrotus purpuratus (purple sea urchin), 1294 nucleotides. Its product is annotated as G-protein coupled receptor GRL101-like. The transcript has 6 exons. Gene Ontology annotation, molecular function: protein binding. Bases 1 to 591 code for a protein of 196 amino acids. NCBI's taxonomy places the organism in Eukaryota, Metazoa, Echinodermata, Echinoidea, Camarodonta, Strongylocentrotidae. The record is from RefSeq and is a predicted model, not a curated record.